AUGGAAAACAAGUUGACACGUCGUUUUUGUUUCUGGACAGCAGAUGAGCUCCUCCGAGCUUACAAAUCAAAAACACUUUCUCCCAAAGUGGUCGUUGAGGAUAUUCUCGAAAGAAUUCAACAAGUGAAUGACAAGGUGAAUGCCUACUGUUUUGUGGAGGAGAAGGAAAAUUUGUUAAAGCAGGCGGAAGAAUCGGAAGCGAGAUAUUUGAAUGGAAAUCCUUUACCAUUGGAUGGCAUUCCAGUGAGUGUGAAAGAUUUACUUACCGUCAAGGGCUGGAAAACAUAUUUUGGUUCAAAAGCUUACACCACUCAAAGACUUGAAUUAGCUGGAAAUAAUGAACAAGCUUUGAUCGAUCAAGUCGAUUCUCCAAGUGUAGAACAUGCCAGAAAAGCUGGAUGUAUUUUCAUUGGAAAAGUGACAAGUCCAGAAUUUGGAUGGGAAGGAGUGACAUUGUCACCCAUGACAGGAAUCACUCGAAAUCCAUUCGAUUUUAAUUUAUCAAGUGGAGGAAGUUCUGGUGGAAGUUCUGCUGCCUUAGGAUUGGGAAUGGCUCCAUUAUCGAUUGGUUCUGAUGCUGCUGGAAGUGUAAGAAUUCCAGCCUCCAUGUGUAUGGUCUCUUCAAUUAAGCCAACGGUUUCGAUGGUCCCACACGCUCCUGCCUCUCCUUUCGGAACCAUGUCCAACAUUGGACCCAUGGCCAUGACCAUUAAAGAUGUGGCACUUUUUCUCGAUAUUAUUGCUCAACCUCAUCCAUGGGAUCCUCUCUCUAUUCAUCCUUCUUCUUGUGAUGGAAAUUCGAAUCAUGUGAGUGAUUUGUAUGAUUCACCACCCAGAAAAUACAGUGACGAUUUGGAAGGAUCCAUUCAGGGUUUAAGGAUUGGAAUGAAUUUUUCACUUUCUGCGUAUUGUGAUCCAGAAAUUGAGAAGGCUGUGAGACAGGCUGCCAAAGUAUUUGAAGAAUUGGGAGCCAUUGUUGAGGAAGUUCCUGAACUACCCUUCCAAAAAGAAUCAGAAAAUCUCGACAUUUUCGGAUCCUUUAAAGUAUUGUGGUGUACGGGAGGAGCCACCGUGGUCAACAAACGAAUCAAACCUGAAUAUCAACAUUUAGUGGAUGAAAACUUGCAAAAAGUCGCAUCACGUGGACGCUUCUACACAGCUUACGAUUUAAAUAGCGCUGAAAUGACCCGAACGACCAUGACUGCUGUCAUGAAUCAACAAUUUUUCACAAAGUAUGACAUUUUGAUGACUCCAACUCUUCCAAUUACUGCAUUCGAAGCAGAAUUGGAAACUUGUCGAGAUGAAAGCAUUGUUGAGAAAUUAUGUGGAUUCCAUUCAAGCAAUAACAUGAACUCGUCUCAUUCAAAAUUCCUGCCACCAUGUCAAUCUCCAUAUUUUGAGAAGGAAUUUGACAUGCGUCGUUGGUGGAUGUUUUGUCAAUACACUUACCCAAUGAAUAUGAUGAAGUUACCAGCUGCAUCAGUUCCAUGUGGAAAAUUUAUGGGACUUCACAUUGUUGGACCUCAGUACGCAGAACGAUUGGUUUUGAAGGUGGCUCAUGCAUUCCAGAGUCAUACAGAUUUUGUUCCUGACUUGUCCAAAAAUUGUUGUUAA
This is a messenger RNA of Naegleria fowleri, 1614 nucleotides long. RefSeq lists its product as uncharacterized. Lineage: Eukaryota; Heterolobosea; Eutetramitea; Acrasida; Naegleriidae. Gene Ontology annotation, molecular function: catalytic activity. The transcript is spliced from 6 exons. Bases 1 to 1614 code for a protein of 537 amino acids. The record is from RefSeq and is a predicted model, not a curated record.